Molecule: messenger RNA, 414 nt
Organism: Mycosarcoma maydis (corn smut)
Lineage: Eukaryota; Fungi; Basidiomycota; Ustilaginomycetes; Ustilaginales
Product: putative COPII component
Exons: 4
Coding region: 1-414 (137 amino acids)
Biological process (GO): endoplasmic reticulum to Golgi vesicle-mediated transport
Cellular component (GO): endoplasmic reticulum membrane; COPII-coated ER to Golgi transport vesicle
Source: RefSeq, a predicted model, not a curated record
AUGUCGGGAGAAGGAUGGCUUUUCCUGCUCUCGGUCCUGCUUUCGGCGGUCCUUCUCUUCACUAUGGUUUUCUUCAUCAUCAUGUUCUCCGAUCUCGAAUGCGACUACAUCAACCCUAUUGAUCUUUGCAAUAAGCUCAAUCAGUUCAUUCUCCCCGAAAUGGCAGCACACGCAGUGCUCACCCUGUUCUUCCUACUCAGCGGGCAAUGGCUUGCCUUCCUACUCAAUGCUCCUCUCGUCGCAUUCAACGUCAACAAAGUCAUGAACAAAAACCAUACCUUGGACGCCACAGAGAUCUUCCGCACCUUGUCUCAACAUAAGAAGGUCUGCUUUAUCAAACUCGGCUUCUACCUCGUCAGCUUCUUCUACUACUUGUACAGGAUGAUCCUUGCGCUCAUCGCCGACACCGAAUAA